Messenger RNA from Coregonus sp. 'balchen', 15845 nucleotides. The record is from the annotation of a GenBank genome assembly. NCBI's taxonomy places the organism in Eukaryota, Metazoa, Chordata, Actinopteri, Salmoniformes, Salmonidae.
GUUAGCCGCUUAGCUAGCUAGCUAGGUAAAGUUAGGUGGCUGUCGGAGAUUCGAAGUCGUUUGCUGGUUGUUGUUACGUUGAGCUUUUGCGAUAUGCAUAACAUUGACAUGUGGUAUUACUAUAUGCUGUUGGCUAUAUUUGCAACUUCUCACUGCGAUAAUUUGUGGGGGCUGUCAAGCUACCGCUAACGUUAGCUAUCUCUUGCUUUGACAGUUAACAAAGAUAACGGUCAACAGAGAAGAAGUGAAAGUGGUGUCUAGUAGAUACCAGAUAUCUUGUAGUUAUAGCUACUUGAAGAAGCUAUUACGCAGUACAGAAUGCUGCUGUCCCUUGUUGUGCACACGUACUCGUUGCGGUACUGGUUUCCUGCAGCGGUUAUGAUAGGCACAGCUCCAGCUUAUGUGCUAUCAUGGGGUGCUUGUCGUUUGAUUUCGGCUUUCCUACCAUCAAGAAUAUACCGCAAGAUGGACGACCACCUCUAUAACAUCUACCAGAGCCUCAUCCUCUUUUUCUUUGAAAACUAUACCGGGGUGGAGGUGAGUCGGCCUACAUUUCACUUAGUUUAAGGACACACACUGACUUAUAGCUUGUAAAGUAUCUUGUAUGGUGACAUUAUCAUGUAAUUACAGCUCUAGGAAUACAAAAGAUGAUACUUUUGUGUACAUCAAUGGACAGGAACUUGACUAACCAGAUGGAUGCCAGAUAGCUCUGUCUCCUCAGUCACUCAUCAACUACUCUAACUUGAAUAAGUCAGUGGGCUGAGCCCAACUGGGAAAUGUGGCUUGUGCAACCUCAGUGCCACUUCACAGAGCCCCUCUCUGUUUUCAGUUAAGAUAAAUGACCUAUAUCAAAUGUUCUCCCUGAAAGAAAAAAAACUACUUUAUGGUUAUCAUUUCUCUCUUUGAUGCCACAGGAGAGAGAAAGGUAGUAUUAGGUCUAAUGGUAUGUAGGAAGUGUGUGGUUGUCAUUAGUGUCUGGCUACUUGGCCAGCACUAGGGAUCAAAAUAAUGGCUAAUAUAAAGCUGAGAAAUGAAUGUGGUCUGCAUACAUAUAGGCCUAUACGAGUCUGGGACAUUGCAUAAAGCAUCCAGUUUUACCAGUGGUAUGCUGUUUCUUUCGUCAGUGUAUCAGCACGUGUCUGAUCAGUCAGGAAGUUAACUUCGCAGCCACUCUUUUGUGGUUCAUCUUUGUGUUUGCUAUUUAAGCCUAGUCUGGUGGGAACUUCAUUUAUUGUGGGUGUUCAUGAAUAUGGCUCUCAAAAUGAUAUAAUUGCACAUAUGCCUACAGUAGGUAUACUGUUUCAAACAUGUUAUCUUAUGAAGCACAACAACGCCUCAGGUGUUUGAACAAGUGACGCUCUUGAUUAAUUAUUAACAGCUUGUAUAAGGCUAUUAAGCUGAUGAGAACAGUUUAUGAACGAAAACACUGAGACAUGGUUGGCAUGCCAUUGGAUUUCUCAGCGCUAAGUGGAUUUUCCACAACAAAAUCCUGGGUGAAAGUCUAAUUACGAAGGUUGGCACAAAUUAUAUCAGUUUGGCAACCACCCAAAUUUCUUCCAUUUUAUUUCUGAUGUCUCUCAUUAUGCCCUUAUGGUGUCUUUUAGGCCUAACACUGUGCUGAUUCUUCCUUCUUUAGAUUGUUAUUUAUGGAGACAUACCAAAGAAUAAAGAGAAUGUGGUCUACCUUUCCAACCAUCAAUGCACAGGUGAGCUUUUCCUAUUCAACAAGAUGUUUUACUAAUUAAUUUCUCUUCAUUCUGAGAUAAAAGUUUGGCGUAUGAUGCGGUGAAAUUUGAGGAUUUCAUCUGAGAACACUGCGGUUUACACUGCAGUUGGACUAAAACCCUUAUUUUCUAUUGUCUUGUCAUACAGCGGACUGGAUCAUUGCUGACAUGUUAGCCAUUAGGCAGAAAGCACUUGGCCAUGUGAGAUACGUCCUGAAAGAUGGUCUGAAGUGGCUCCCAUUGUACGGAUGGUAUUUCUCUCAGGUAAUAUAUUUAUGUAAAAGAUGUAGGCCUUUGUUUCCUUUUUCUGUACAUACUGAAUUUAUUAUUACUUAUUAUGAAUACUUUGUAGUUAUGUACCUUUUGUAAUGUUUUUUUAUUUUCUUCAUCUGAGUGGCAGUCCCUUUUUCAGGAUCCUGUCUUUCAAAGAUAAUUCGUAAAAAUCCAAAUAACUUCACAGAUCUUCAUUGUAAAGGGUUUAAACACUGUUUCCCAUGCUUGUUCAAUGAACCAUACAUUUACAUUUACGUCAUUUAGCAGACGCUCUUAUCCAGAGCGACUUACAAAUUGGUGCAUUCACCUUAUAGCCAGUGGGAUAACCACUUUACAAUAUGUUUUUUCUUUUUUUUUCUUUGGGGUGGGGUAAGGGGGGGUAGAAGGAUUACUUUAUCCUAUCCCAGGUAUUCCUUAAAAGAGGUGGGGUUUCAAGUGUCUCCGGAAGGUGGUCAGUGACUCCGCUGUCCUGGCGUCGUGAGGGAGCUUGUUCCACCAUUGGGGUGCCAGAACAGCGAAAAGUUUUGACUCGGCUGAGCGGGAACUGUGCUUCCGCAGAGGUAGGGGGGCCAGCAGGCCAGAGGUGGAUGAACGCAAUGCCCUCGUUUGGGUGUAGGGACUGAUGAGAGCCUGAAGGUACGGAGGUGCCGUUCCCCUCACAGCUCCGUAGGCAAGCACCAUGGUCUUGUAGCAGAUGCGAGCUUCAACUGGAAGCCAGUGGAGUGUGCGGAGGAGCGGGGUGACGUGAGAGAACUUGGGAAGGUUGAACACCAGACGGGCUGCGGCAUUCUGGAUGAGUUGUAGGGGUUUAAUGGCACAGGCAGGGAGCCCAGCCAACAGCGAGUUGCAGUAAUCCAGACAGGAGAUGACAAGUGCCUGGAUUAGGACCUGUGUCGCUUCCUGUGUAAGGCAGGGUCGUACUCUCCGAAUGUUGUAGAGCAUGAACCUACAGGAUCGGGUCACCGCCUUGAUGUUAGCGGAGAACGACAGGGUGUUGUCCAGGGUCACACCAAGGCUCUUUGCACUCUGGGAGGAGGACACAACGGAGUUGUCAACCGUGAUGGUGAGAUCAUGGAACGGGCAGUCCUUCCCCGGGAGGAAGAGCAGCUCCGUCUUGCCGAGGUUCAGCUUGAGGUGAUGAUCCGUUAUCCACACUGAUAUGUCUGCCAGACAUGCAGAGAUGCGAUUCGCCACCUGGUUAUCAGAAGGGGGAAAGGAGAAGAUUAGUUGUGUGUCGUCUGCGUAGCAAUGAUAGGAGAGGCCAUGUGAGGAUAUGACAGAGCCAAGUGACUUGGUGUAUAGCGAGAAUAGGAUAAACAAGGCUUUCGACUCUUGUCAACCACCGCAUUCUUAUUGGCAGACUAAAUAGCCUUGGUUUCUCAAAUGACUGCCUCGCCUGGUUCACCAACUACUUCUCAGAUAGAGUUCAAUGUGUCAAAUCGGAGGGCCUGUUGUCUGGACCUAUGGCAGUCUCUAUGGGGUGCCACAGGGUUCAAUUCUUGGGCCGACUCUUUUCUCCAUGUAUAUCAAUGAUGUCGCUCUUGCUGCUGGUGACUCUCAGAUCCACCUCUACGCAGACGACACCAUUUUGUAUACAUCUGGCCCUUCAUUGGACACUGUGUUAACAAACCUCCAAACAAGCUUCAAUGCCAUACAACACUCCUUCAGUAGCCUCCAACUGCUCUUAAACACUAGUAAAACUAAAUGCAUGCUCUUCAAUCGAACGCUGCUAGCACCCGCCCACCCGGCUAGAAUCACUACUCUCGACGGGUCUGACCUAGAGUAUGUGGACAACUACAAAUACCUAGGUGUCUGGUUAGACUGUAAACUCUCCUUCCAGACUCACAUUAAGAAUCUCCAAUCCAAAGUUAAAUCUAGAAUCGGCUUCCUAUUUCGCAACAAAGCCUCCUUCACUCAUGCUGCCAAACAUGCCCUCGUAAAACUGACUAUCCUACCGAUCAUUGACUUCGGCGAUGACAUUUACAAAAUAGCCUCCAACACUCUACUCAGCGAAUUGGAUGUAGUCUAUCACAGUGCCAUCCGUUUUGUCACCAAAGCCUCAUAUACUACCCACCACUGUGACCUGUACGCUCUUGUUGGCUGGUCCUCUGUAGCUCAGCUGGUAGAGCACGGCGCUUGUAACGCCAAGGUAGUGGGUUCGAUCCCCGGGACCACCCAUACACAACAAUGUAUGCACGCAUUACUGUAAGUCGCUUUGGAUAACAGCGUCUGCUAAAUAGCAUAUUAAUAUUCGUCGCCAAACCCACUGGCUCCAGGCCAUCUAUAAAUCACUGCUAGGCAAAUCCCCGCCUUAUCUGAGCUCAUUGGUCACCAUAGCAACACCCACCCGUAGUAUGCGCUCCAGCAGGUAUAUCUCACUGGUCAUCCCCAAAGCCAACACCUCCUUUGGCCGCCAUUCCUUCCAGUUCUCUGCUGCCAAUGACUGGAACGAAUUGCAAAAAUCUCUGAAGCUGGAGACUCUUAUCUCCCUCACUAACUUUAAGCAUCAGUUGUCAGAGCAUCUUACCGAUCACUGCACCUGUACACAGCCCAUCUGAAAUUAGCCCACCCAACUACCUCAUCCCCAUAUUGUGAGCACCCCAGUAUCUCUAUUUGCACAUCAUCUCUUGCACAUCUAUCAUUCCAGUGUUAAUACUAAUUGUAAUUAUUUUGCACUAUGGCCUAUUUAUUGCCUUACCUCCAUAACUUGCUACAUUUGCACACACUGUAUAUAUAUUUUCUGUUGUAUUUUUGACUUGUUUUACCCCAUAUGUAACUCUGUGUUGUUUUUAUCGCGCUGCUUUGCUUUAUCUUGGCCAGGUCGCAGUUGUAAAUGAGAACUAGUUGUCAACUGGCUUACCUGGUUAAAUAAAGGUGACAAAAAAUAAAAAAGAAUUAAUGAACAUGGACCUGUGGAACGGUCGUUAAGACACUAACAGCUUACAGACGGUAGGCAAUUAAGGUCACAGUUAUGAAAACUUAGUACACUAAAGAGGCCUUUCUACUGACUCUGAAAAACACCAAAAGAAAGAUGCCCAGGGUCCCUGCUCAUCUGCGUGAACGUGCCUUAGGCAUGCUGCAAGGAGGCAUGAGGACUGCAGAUGUGGUCAGGGCAAUAAAUUGCAAUGUCCGUACUGUAAGAUGCUACAGGGAGACAGGACGGACAGCUGAUUAUCCUCGCAGUGGCAGACCAUGUGUAACAACACCUGCACAGGAUCGGUACAUCCGAACAUCACACCUGCGGGACAGGUACAGGAUGGCAACAACAACUGCCCGAGUUACAUCAGGAAUGCACAAUCCCUCCAUCAGUGCUCAGACUGUCUGCAAUAGGCUGAGAGAGCAAAAAGUGCUCUUCACUGACGAGUCACGGUUUUGUCUCACCAGGGGUGAGAGUGGGGUAACAUCUCACAGCAAGAAAUGGCAAAUCUGGUGCAGUCCAUGAGGAGGAGAUGCACUGCAGUACUUAAUGCAGCUGGUGGCCACACCAGAUACUGACUGUUACUUUUGAUUUUGACCCCCCCCCCCCCCUCCCCCCUUUGUUCAGGGACACAUUAUUCCAUUUCUGUUAGUCACAUGUCUGUGGAACUUGUUCAGUUUAUGUCUCAGUUGUUGAAUCUUGUUAUGUUCAUACAAAUAUUUACACAUGUUAAGUUUGCUGAAAAUAAACACAGUUGACAGUGAGAGGACGUUUCUUUUUUUUCUGAGUUUAUAUGUGUGUGUGAAAUAAUGAAUAACAAAUAAAUGAACUGAAAAUGAAAUUAGAUUAAUUUAAAUAUUGUACUUGUAACCCCUCCCCCCCCCCCAAAAAAAACAACAACACUUUGGUCACAAAAAAACUAAAAAGAUCUAGGCCGAUCUGAAAGAUUUUUGCACUGUCAAAGAUAUGUUAUGUGUAUUGUGCUUAUUGGUAUGCUUCAUUUAAGCCUAUGUUGUGUACAUUUUUUCUCAAAUGUUAUUUUCUUAGCAUGGCGGUGUCUACGUGAAGCGAAACGCAAAGUUUGACGAGAAGGCAAUGAAAAAGAAGCUCUCUUCACAGACAGUGUUGGGAACACCAGUAAGUAUUUAUGGAGCACACUGACAGAAACUGUCUGAUAUGGGAAUGUUAUUUCCUCCCCAAAACCAUUUUUUGGGGGGGAAAUUUUGCAUGUUUCUUGCACUGUAGCCAAUAACUUUUUACAUGGCUGCCAACAAAACAAACGUUUUAUACUGCCACUUCAUUCAAAUUGAUUCUGUUGAUGGGCUGUGAGGCUGUCAGUGAAUACCAUGAAAGUGCUCUUACAUUAUCCAAAUUGUCAUUUUUUAAAAGCGCAUUGCUAUUCUAAAAGAUACAAAAUACAUUAAACUAACUGAAAUAUUUAUAAUGGCCUUUUUGGUCACUGGCAUGUCCAUUCUAAAUGUUUCCCUGUGUCUAGUCUAUAUCAGGAAGGACAGCUGUUGCCAAAUAACUUUUUCCCAGGACACUUCAGAUCCACAGCUUGUUGUUUGGUCUUCCUGGCUAGCAUUUUGGCAUGAUCUUAUGACUUGUCUAGUCUACAUGACAGCCAAGUUGCAGCGUUUUCAGAUGUGCAUGCAUGGGUAUGUAGAGUAUAGACAGGGAUGUAUGAAAUGGGUACCUGUCAGUGCCUUGAAGUCUAGUAACCCUGCUGUAAAACUGCACUCUUAUCUUAAGAGCAAUGAUGUGCUGAUCUCCCCUGUAAGACUUCACCUGUCCUAACUCAACCACCAUUUGGUUUGUUAUCUGUGCAGAUGUAUCUUGUCAUCUUCCCAGAAGGAACCCGAUACAACCCUGAACUCAAGAAGAUGAUCAGUGACAGUCAGGCUUUUUCCGCUAAAGAAGGUGCUCUUUCAUACUUUCAAAUGUAGUAUUAUUGAUUUUGAGGGAGUGUAUUCUUGCAUGACUAAUAGCAAAGCUUUGGGGAUGAUGAAUGAAUGGGGGGUCAUGUAAUGGGGGGUCAUGUAAAGGUGCAUUGCAACAGGUACUUCAGCUUCUACCCCACCCAUUCCUCCCUAAAAGCUUUAUGGUCAGUGCUAUCUGGGAUCCUUGGGACGUCCCUUUCCUAAAACCUUACCCCAACCCUUAUCUUAACCAUUUUAAAUUUCAACUUCAAUGGUGUAGGGAUGUCCCAAGGAUCCCGGAUAGCAGUGACCAAUGCUUAAUGGACUUCUUAUAUCACGUUGAAAGUGGUUGUUGUAGCACAGAAUUGUUUUACCCUCUUCAACCUCUCAAACUCAGCCAGUGGCCAUGUUCACUAGUGAUGGGGGAAGAAAUCGAUAGUUACAUAUUGACAAUACAUCGUAUUGUUUUGACAAUAUCGCAAUAUUAUUUUUGCACCAGUUGGCUGUACCUGCCCCAAAACUCCAGUAUUUUCCCUUAAUAGCAUGUUCUCCAUCUUCUUUUUAAACAGGGAGCCAAUUUGUUUUCAGCAAAAACAAAUCCAUGACUGAUCAAAACUAGUUUUCUCAUGGCUCUCUCUUGUCCCUCUGCAGCAGACAUAUGGUGAGCAAUAUGUUUGGAACAUCGAAUCGCAAUACAAUCACAGUAUAGAAUCGCAAUACAUAUCGUAUCGGCACUUAAGUAUCGUGAUAAUAUCGUAUUGUGAAGUCCCUGGCAAUUCCCAGCCCUAAUACAGUGGAGAACUCAAACCACAUCACUUUUUAAAAACAGUAGAAGGGUAUUUGGGUCAUUGGCAGUAACAAAGGUUUUUAAUACAACUCGCAACAUGAAAGCAAAAUCCAUUUACUAUAACAGCGAAUACAUUCUACCCACAACUAACUUUUUGCCAUCUAUGUAAAAAUGUCAAGACCCAAAUGUUGACAGCAUUGGAGGGGAAGCUUAGACAAAAUGAAAAGCCGCCUGGCUGUUUUGUAUUUUUUCUCAUCGCCAGUGGAUUGCUGGUACAGCGCCAAGAGCUUGGCAGCUCCAACCAGUGAUCUGCUUUAAUGAAAUAUCCCAGAGGCUGGAGCUUAAAAAUUGGGCAAAAGAUUAACUUGUGAUUACAAAAGUAUUUUACUGCUGGCUGAUAAGUGAUUUAUAAUGUUGCUAGACCUAAUUCGCAAGAGCAAAUUGAAUGGUUUAAAAGCUGGUGCAUAUUACAUUUUGUUUAAUAAAGUAGGAUAUAUUAGUUUAGUAGCAGACAUUUUGUUUAAUAAAGUAGGAUUUAUUAGUUUGGCAGAAGACUGAUAUAUUACUUAUAGUUUACUGUAAUGCACAUAUUUUUCUAUAUUUAAAGUUCAAUAUUAAUAAAAUGAAGAUAAUGCUAAAGAUUAAGAUCAUAAUUCCUUGUCGUCUGAAGUUAUAACAUUUGUCCAUCAGAGAUUGCAGAUUUCCCAAUGAACUGCCUUGGCCAUCACAGCUACAUCCCCAUGUUAUGGAGCGGAACAUAUACACGGUGUGGUACUUGAUAAACUGCAGUCCUUUGCGUGCGUAGCUACAGAUUUAACUAGAAAAAUCUGUCACUGAAAUCAAAAUGCCAAAUAUCACCUGCCCCUGUAAGUCCUAGUAAACCGCUCUAGGGAUUUGGGUUUAGCACAUGACUAUAUGAUCUGCCUGCCGUAAGGUGGGGGUAUAGUAGAGAAAUGAGAAUGGUGCCACGUAUAUUCUACCAACAACAGGAUGGAACAACACAUUUGUUAUGCAGUAGUAGUUGGUCCCAAAGAAAAACCUGUGGACUUUGGACAGAGUUCAAUCAAGAUUAAAUCAGGGGAGAAUAGCAGGCCUGUUAAAUGACCUCUUAAUUGUGUAUAUAUGGUUUUAGAUAAUUGCUGGUCUCAAAUGCAGCCGACAAUCUUUCUGAUUAGUGAUUACAACAACCGGGUGACAUUUGGAAGACGUCAUUUGUCACCUCACUCAGUGAAGUAUGGGAUAGUUUGACCAUUGCUAAUUCAAUUUGUCCACGUCUGUCUACCAUUUCAGUUAUGUGAACAAGUGAAGUUAUGUGUCCUGAUCAUUUGAAUGGAGGGCUGUAUUCCCCAGACACUAUACUUUUUGUUAGCCUUUAUUGAAAGAUCCAAAUGAAAUCCUGGUACUAGAAACAGUGUCUUGUUUAACACUGCAUAUCACCUGGCACAACCAAGCCAUUUAACAGCGCCAGGUCGCCUAGCGGUCAAGAGUGUUGGGCCAGUAACUGAAAGGUCACUGGUUCGAAUCCCCGAGCCGACUAGGUGAAGAAUCUGUCUGUGCCCUUGAGCAAGGCACUUAACCAUAAUUGCUCCUGUAAGUGGCUCUGGAUAAGAUAAAAUAUAAAUGUAAAAAAAAUGAACCAAUGCUCUCCUGUUCAUUUCCUUCAGGGCUGGCUAUCUUGGACCACGUUCUGACCCCAAGAAUGAAAGCCUCUCACAUUGCCAUAGAAACCAUGAGGAACCACCUGGAUGCUGUGUAUGACGUCACCGUGGUGUAUGAGGGAACACUGGGCAAAAGCAGUGAAAGACAUCCUGCCCCAUCAAUGCCAGGUAUGAGGUUGUUCCAGACAAUUCAAUUAUUUCAGGUAUUAAGGGGGGAUUUUGAUGCUAGCAAUCAUCUUCAAAAUUUCCACACGCAACUGGAGUUACUCAGUUCAUUAUCAGUAUAACAUUGUUCUCCUAAUUAAAACAGAAAAUAACUUGGCUUCCUGUAAACAGUGCGUGUUAUGUUGUGGUGUUUUUGAUUCCUCUGUGUUCCCAAAGCCUUUUUGAAAAGCCUUGGUGUGAAAACAUCCUGUUGCUUUCAGGAAUAAACAGUGAUGUGCUGGUAGUAAACAGCAUGGGAAGAAUGGAAAAGCAUGUUUGUCUAAGUACACCUCCUGUUCAUUUCCCAGUAUUUCACAUGUUAUUGAGGUGACACUAUUGAAGGAGGAAAUGACUGAACCGUGUUUGAACUGAAAACAGGAAAGUUUUCCGCACUGAAACGGUUGACCUUCUUGCAACCAAACUCAAUGGGUAUCAAAUCAUUUUGGUAUCAAAUAUUGUCACCCCUAAUCUUUCACCCUUAUUGAUAAAACACAAGUAUUUGCUCUGAUUGGCUGGUGUCCAGGCUCUUCCUGGUUUCAAGCUAGGUUGAAAUAAGGUUAAGACAACAUAAUAAUUUCAUGCAGAAGCGUUUGAAAAUAAACUAAUACAUUGGACCAGUCUUGGAGCAAAAAUGACUGGAAGUGAAUGUUUUCACUACAGAAAGUUUGCCAUCAAAGUGGAAAAUACAGAGCAUUCAGAAAGUAUUCAGACGCCUUGACCUUUUCCACAUUUUGUUACGUUACAGCCUUAAUCUAAAAUUGAUUCAAUAUAAUUUUUUCUUCAUCAAUCUACACACAAUACCCCGUAAUGACAAAGCGAAAACAGCUUUUUAGACGUUUUGCAAAUGUAUUACAAAUAAAAAACAGAAAUACCUUAUUUACAUAAGUAUUCAGACCCUUUGCUAUUGGACUCGAAAUUGAGCUCAGGUGCAUCCUGUUUCCAUUGAUCAUCCUUGAUGUUUCUACAACUUUGAUUGGAGUCCACCUGUGGUGAAUUCAAUUGAUUGCACAUGAUUUGGAAAGGCACACACCUGUCUGUAUAAGGUCCCACAGUUGACAGUGCAUGUCAGAGCAAAAACCAAGCCAUGAGGUCGAAGGAAUUGUCCAUAGAGCUCCGAGACAGACAGGAUUGUGUCGAGGCACAGAUCUGGGGAAGGGUACCAAAAAAUGUCUGCAGCAUUGGAGGUCCCCAAGAGCACAGUGGCCUCCAUCAUUCUUAAAUGGAAGAAGUUUGGAACCACCAAGACUCUUCCUAGAGCUGGCUGCCCGGCCAAACUGCGCAAUCGGGGGAGAAGGGCCUUGGUCAGGGAGGUGACCAAGAACCCGACGGUCACUCUGAAAGAGCUGAAGAGUUCCUCUGGGGAGAUGGGAGAACCUUCUAGAAGGACAACCAUCUCUGCAGCACUCCACCAAUCAGGCCUUUAUGGUAGAGUGGCCAGACGGAAGCCAUUCCUCAGUAAAAGGCACAUGAACGCCCAUUUGGAGUUUGCCAAAAGGCACCUAAAGACUCUCAGACCAUGAGAAACAAGAUUCUCUGGUCUGAUGAAACCAAGAUUGAAUUCUUUGGCCUAAAUGCCAAAAGUCACAUCUGGAGAGAUCCUUGAUGAAAACCUGCUCCAGAGCGCUCAGGAGCUCAGACUGGGGAGAAGGUUUACCUUCCAACAGGACAAUGACCCUAAGCACACAGCCAAGGCAACGCAGGAGUGGCUUCGGGACAAGUCUCUGAAUGUCCUUGAGUGGCCCAGCCAGAGCCUGGACUUGAACCCAAUCGAACAUCUCUGGAGAGACCUGAAAAUAGCUGUGCAGCGACGGUCCCCAUCCAACCUGACAGAGCUUGAGAGGAUCUGCAGAAAAUAAUGGGAGAAACUCCCCAAAUACAGGUUUGCCAAGCUUGUAGCGUCAUACCCAAGACGACUCGAGGCUGUAAUCGCUGCCAAAGGUGCUUCAAAAAAGUACUGAGUAAAGGGUCUGAAUACUUAUGUAAAUGUGAUAUUUCCAAAAACCAGUUUUUGCUUUGUCAUUAUGGAGUAUUGUGUGUAGAUUGAUUGAACAAAAAAAUAUAUUUUAGAGUAAGGCUGUAACAUAACAAAAUUUGGAAAAAGUCAAGGGGUCUGAAUACUUUCCGAAUGCACUGUAAACACAGUCUUAGUGAAUUUCAGCUAACUACACAGCAAACACAUAGCAUACCUGUUUUACUGUCUAUUAAUUUUAACAUUUUUCAAAUUAUCUACAGCCACUGCUGGUCACGUUUUCAAUAGAUCCGCAACGGCGCUGGUGAAUGAAUGUGUUUAUUUUCGAAUGCUCCGCAUUGAAUCAGUCCUUUGUCUUAACCUGCAUAUUUUCGACCUAGGUAUCAUGUGAACCCACGUUGAUAUAAACUGAAAUAAACUGUAAUAUCCAUUGAAUGACUGAUGCAGUGGUUAUGGGGGUUUAUUCCAUGGGAACGUUUCGAAGCACGGCCCCAGAUUCGGCAGUUUGCUUAUUUUUAACGUCAACGUUUCCAUGGGAGCUUUCAGCUAAGCUGUCUGAUCAGAGUUAUUGUUUUGUCAUGUACGACAUGCGCAGGGAUUUUACUUUUCUCUUAUCUUGGCUUUUAACCUUCAUAUGGCAGGAUUCAAAAUGCUGCCAGUUCUCAAGGCUAAUGCCCCGCUUGCAUUGAUGGAAUUAUCAUGACAUCAGAACAUGUUAGUGAUGUUUGAUAUAGUGGUUCUAAAAUGUCUCCUGCGAUUAGGACCUCUAAUAUUUAUUAGAUGACUCCAUGUCUUUCUAACAAAAUGGCUCAAGGAAUUGAAGAUCAUCCAAGCAUUCAUUCUUGUCAAUUCAAUUCUUGAGAAAUUUGACAUUGAAUCAGAGCUGGUGUGUAAUGCUUUUGUCUAUCAUUUGAGAUAAUAGCUAUACGCUUUAGAAUCACUGUGCCAUCUUGACCUUCUUUAAAAGGCAGGAGUUAGUGUAAAUCAACCAUGUAGAUGUUUUCCAAUGGGUCACAGGAAAGGCUGACUCUUCUGUCAUAAGUGCUCUCCCUCUGGGGAGGCUGGAGUGACGUGACAUGUGGUCCUUUUUUGCUUUCUUAUAUCUCAGGAGACUUUUGUAAUUUGAUCCAGCUGUUUCUCCAUGAUAACAUGGAACUGAACAAAUUGCCUUCACGAGUGUAGUGUGAGGGAUAAUGGUUUUAAUGACUGCUUUACCGUUGUGGAUCUGGCUGAUUGGAUGAGUCAUAUGAAAAUGCCAAAUGGGUACUAUGAUUAAGAAUAGGCCUAUAGGCUAAUCUGAGGGCCUGUAAGAAAAACACAGCAGGCGGGGCUUUUGAGGAGACUAUAGUUUCUAAAGCUGGUCAUUCAAAUCCGGCUCAGAUUGUACAGUGUUUUGGAAAUUGUUGGGAAAAACAGACCUCCGUGCAAGCUGUAGUCACUUAGUUCCUCCAUUUGGAGUUAGAGGACGGAAGUUUAGAGAGUUCAGGUCAGAUCCAUUAGAUACUGUAUCUGAACCUAUGUAGUGCCUCAUUCACAACCUGUUGAACACAAUUUGAUGGCUCACUCUCUACGUGGCCUUUGGCUGCUAUGCUCUUCCUGAUGUUGUUUUGUCUCUCAUUCAUGUUUUCUCUGUUUGACAGAAUUCCUGUGUAAGGAAUGUCCCAGAGUUCACAUCCACUUUGAACGUGUGGACGUGAAGGAAAUUCCACCGGAGUCUGUGUUUUUCCGCAGGUGGCUGCACGAGCGAUUUGAGAUCAAGGACCAGUGAGUAUCCUCUUACCCCCUCUCUCUAACCCUGUCUGACAUUAUGACACUGACCCAUGCACAAAUUCCACAUGUAGGCCAAGGUUGAGUUCAAGUUAAGAAAAUGAAUCUGAAAUGAAUCUGAAAUGCUGGCAGAACUUCAAUUACUCAAAUGGUGGAUAUUAAGGAUGCUGGAGCUAGUCUGGUUUGAUAAGUCAUGUAAUAAUAUGUGUUGAAUUCCCCGACUGCACAAGAAAAGUGUGCACUGACCAGGGUUGCAAAAUUCCAGUAACUUCCCCAUUUUGCCGGGUUUUCCAGAAAUCCUGGUUGGAGGAUUCCGGAUUUCCUGGUUAUUCUCACUUAAUUCCGGGAAUCUCUGGAAAACCUAGUAAUUUUUGGAAGGUUACUGGAAUUUUGCAACCCUACCACUUACUAACAAUUACAGUUAUAAAUUGUCAUGAUUGGCUGAUUAGACAUGAGUUGGGGAUAUGCAUUAACUCUAAAGGGAACCUUCUCUCUUUCUCCACAGGAUGUUGACUACUUUCUAUGAGUCUGAGGAUCCAGACAAAAAAGGCAGAUUCCCUGGAGAAGGUCAAAGGUCCCAUCUGAGCAUUAUGAAGACGUUGCCAUCGCUGCUAUUUUUGGGCGGGCUAACACUGCCAAUGCUGUUGACGGAGUCUGGCAGGAAACUCUAUGUCCGAACCUGGGUGUAUGGGACUCUGUUGGGAUGGCUCUGGGUCAACGUUAGUCCUUAAGAAGCUUAUGGUGGUCAUCAAUGCCAUCUGCUAUGGCUAUGGAAAGACCUUGCCCUUUCACUCACCCAUCAGGCAGGGGCGUAUGUUUUUCGAAAAACAAAGCACUUGUUGCUGUUAAGGUUUGGUUCUUCUAGAAUUCUGUCCAAAUGGUUGGCUCAUUGCCUACCUAACAGCUGUAAGAAGAGAGAGUGAGAUAGAUAGAUAGAUAGAUAGAUAGAUAGAGAAUCGGUUUUGUUUCUUGUGCUGCUUCUUCAUUGCUCUAUGGUUGUGUGCGUCAACUUGCAGCCAGAUAAGGUGAGAAAAAUAGAAAUAGGGAUGUUGUAUGUCUUUCUUUCCUUGAAUUUCCCCCUUUAUCUCAGCCAUAAAGUAUGAAUAGACAGAUUUUCUUCCCUAUACAGUUUAGCCUAUUACAUAAUUAAAUUCUGUAAUUUUGCAUGUCCAGUGUCCAGCAUCCCUUUUCAACAUGUAAUCUUCCAUUAGUUUACCGGAGUUAGGCUUCAGCUCUCUGUUUGAGAUGUUAUGCUGUGUUCAUGUGCUCUUGGAAUUAUUAACAACUCGGGACUGAGAAACUCCCCAAAUGCUCUCAGAAUGUUCAUAACUCUGCGUUGACAACGUCCAAAAAGUAAUUUAUGAGCUUCCAAGAAGGAUGAAAUAGGAGUGGGGAGAUAACAUGUAUCGUCCUCUGAUCUUUCCAGUAAGAUAGUUUAGAGUUUCUUAUUCCGAGGAGCAUGUGAACCCAGCAUUAGAGAGCAGAUGUAAUAUUCAGUACUAAUUACAAAGUACUCAUUACAAAAGAGAGUGAUUUAGUGUUUAUCCAAUAGUCAAAUUAAUACAUUCUUGAGGGUGAUGGAGGGAUUAGGUCUAAGUGAUGGUUACUUAGCCAUGUGUUUAAAGUUCUCCUUUUUAAUACCUGGUUACAACAUGUCUGCUGUAUGUGCGCUUUGUUUGUUUGAGUUUUUGCAAAUGUUCCGCAAAUUGUUGCCAAACUCUAUAGAAGUGCAGGGGUAUCAAACAAGUGUUUUUAGGGGGAGGAAUGUAUCUGUAAUCGGGUCAGCUGUACCUGAGGAACCAAUAUUGUAUUUUUUAAUUGACCGAAAGAUUGCAAGUAUAUUAGAUUUUCUAAAACAAAUUCCGUUUUGGAGAGCUUGUUAUUGAGGCAUUUUUGUAUAUGCUGCCUUUGCCAUGUGACAGAUUACACAAGGGGUAGAGAUAGCUAUAUAUUGAGAAGGCCAAUUGUAGUGUAUCACAAUAUAGAAUUCAUAAUCCUUUGUUUACAAAGUCAACUGUAUAAUAUGCGUCACUAUUCUAAAAACAGUUAUAUACUGUAUGUCCAUUAUUUUUCACAAUGAAAACAUAACUUUUUCAACUGUUGUCACUUUACAUGUUGGUAUUCUUAUUUAAUUGAAUUAUUAAAGGUGUCUUCCAAUAGGGAUGAAAUUAGCCCAUGGUAAUUACACCUGCCAUAACAAGGUCUCAUUUACAUAUCCUUCCUUUAAUAACAAUGUGGAAUGGCAAUACAGUUUAAAAACAUGAUUUCAUUCAAUUUAUUUAAUUUAAUUCUGUCAACUUGAUAUAUAUAAAAAAAAAGCUGAUUGUAAAUAAUCAAACAAUUCUGGUAGACACUAUUGUGCCAAUUGUACCCAGAAAUGUGUGCCUUCUACCAGAGUUAGUCCUCAGCUUCCAUCCAGAGGACUGCCCGUAAUGACUGGACUGGGACUCCCUCUACUGGACAGCACUGGAACUGUUUUGCACAGCAUAGUUUAUUGGUGUAAUUGUCUUCAGUUAUGCGCUUUUGGCGGAAUUUGGUGGAAUAUUUUUUUUUAAGCACUUGAUUUUGAGAAGAAAAAAAAAGUAAUAUGUUUUAGGUUUUUUUUCCUUUUGUAAAUAAAGUACCUC